GGUAGCAAUCAUUGCUUAUCUCUGCAGAACACAUACAUACACUUCAAUCUUUCUAUGAGACUUAGACCGUUAAUCUACUAUGGAGUUUAGUAUCUUCAAAUCCAUCGAACCUAACGUUAGUGCCUAAUCACAAUGCAACUAGAUUUUCGUUCGUUGUUUUUCAUAUUUUACGUUUACGGAUCAGUGGGCUGUGCUAAUAUUUUGUAUCUGGCAGGGGUUGCGUCUCCUAGUCACGGACUAUGGAAUUUCAAAUUAAUAGAAGCGCUGGCAUCUCAAGGCCACAACCUGACCGUUCUUUCAGUGGACAAAUCAAAAAAGCCAAUCAAAAAUGCCCACAUAAUGGACAUGCAAGAAAUCUACUCAAUGGUUUAUGGCAACGAAAAAUAUGACAUUGAUGAAUUCAUAGGAAUGGACGUUUUUAGUGAAAUCCAUUCAAGUUUUGAAUUUAUGUAUACUUUUUGCAACGCAAUCGGUAAAACCGAUGGUUUUCAAACCCUACUCAACUACCCUGAUGACUUCAAAUUUGAUUUGGUUAUCCAGGAUUUCACCAUCGUUAGCUGUUUGGCUGGUUUUCUACACAAAUUCAACUAUCCUCCGCUGAUAAAUGUGUCACCGUACAAAUAUAUCAUUCCGCAUGCAGAAACCAUUGGAGGACACUUCUAUUCGUCUUAUAUCCCUCGCGCAACAUCACCCUUCAAUGUGAAUAUGACACUCAUGCAGCGAACGAAGAAUCUAAUAGCAGAGACCUACGAAAUGAUAUAUAGAAAGUACAUUUUUCAACCUAGAUUCGACAAAAUGGUCUCAUCAUUCUAUAACAUUAAAAACCUACCCAGCAGUUUCGAUUUAUCACAAAAGGGCGUGCUCACACUUUUAAAUAUUCAUCCCGCAAUAGACUUCCCAGUACCUCUACCGCCAAGUGUUAUCGAAGUCGGAGGACUGCAAAUUUCCGAUCCAAAACCGCUUCCGUCAGAUUUUGAAAAUUUUAUACAGAAGUCCAAAAAGGGAUCAGUUCUGAUAUCCUUUGGAACAAAUAUCAAUAGUGAUAUAUUUGGAGAAAAGAAGCAGAAAAUGAUCAUCGACGUUGUCAAAAAAUUCCCGGACUAUCAUUUUCUUUGGAAAUUUGAGAAGGAUCCCUCAAAUGGCAAGGUGCCAAAUUUAUUGGUUACAACAUGGUUGCCGCAGAAUGAUAUCCUUGCCCACCCAAAAACCAAGACGUUCAUCUCACAUGGUGGAGGUUUGAGUACACAAGAGGCUAUUUGGCAUGGAGUUCCUGUUGUUGCUGUUCCGUUCUUCCUUGAUCAAAACACCAACUCAUACAGCUUAAUAGUAGCUGGCGUUGCAACGUAUGUUGACAUCAAAAAGCUGACAGCUAAGGAUUUAGAGACAGCGCUUCGGACAAUUCUAGAAGAUCCAUCGUACGCUGAACGAAUGAAGUUGCAAUCAUUCCGGUUUAAACAACGACCAAUGAAACCCUUGGAAACUGCACUCUGGUGGGUUAAUUAUGUUCUUAAAGACCCAAACCCGACACAUCUACGUUCACCGGUAAUCGAUUUAGGAUACUUCAAGGCGAAUUCCUACGAUAUAAUCCUAUAUGCUUUCACCUUUUUGAUCCUUCUUUCUUACAUAAUUCGACAUUUUGUUGCUUAUUUAUCAAAAUUGCUUAAUUCCAAGAACUCAUCACAAAAAAUGAAAUUAAACUGGAAUUUCAAAUUAGUAGAAGCACUGGCAGAUCGAGGUCACAAUUUAACAGUUCUUUCAAUAGACAAAUCCAAAAAGCCAAUCAAAAAUGCCCACGUAAUGGACAUGCAAGAAAUCUAUACAAUGGUCUAUGGCAAUAAAAAAUAUGAUUUGGAUGAAUUCAUGGAGAUAAAUGUUUUCAGUGAAAUUCAUGCAAGUUUUGAAUUCAUGUUUAAAUUUUGCAAUGCAAUUGGUAAAACCGAUGGUUUUAGAAACCUACUCAACUACCCCGAUGACACUAAAUUUGACUUGGUCAUCCAUGAUUUCAGUCUAGUUAGCUGUUUGAUUGGCUUUCUCCACAAGUUCAACUAUCCUCCGUUAAUAAAUGUUUCACCGUACAAAUACAUCGUUCCACAUGCAGAAGCCGUUGGAGGACACUUCUAUUCCUCCUACAUCCCUCGCCCAACUGCGCCAUUUAAUGUGAAUAUGACACUUAUGCAACGGACGGAGAAUUUAGUAGCAGAACUCUACGAAAUGUUAUAUAGAAAGUACAUCUUUCAACCUAGAUUCGACAAAAUGGUCUCAUCAUUCUACAACAUCAAAAACCUACCCAGCAGUUUCGAUUUAUCGCAAAAGGGGGUAAUCACGUUCUUAAACAUUCAUCCAGCAAUAGACUUUCCAGUACCUCUACCGCCAAGUGUCAUCGAAGUUGGAGGAUUACAAAUUACCGAUCCUAAACCACUUCCGUCUGAUUUGGAGAACUUUAUACGGAACUCCAAAAAGGGAUCGGUUCUAAUAUGUUUUGGCACAAACGUCAAUAGUGAUCUAUUUGGAGAUAAGAAGCAGCAAAUAGUCAUCGAUGUUGCCAAGAAAUUCCCGGAAUAUAACUUCCUUUGGAAAUUUGAGAAAGACCCAACAAAUGGAAAAGUACCGAACUUAUUAGUAAAAACAUGGUUGCCGCAGAAUGAUGUCCUUGCUCAUCGAAAAACCAAGGCAUUUAUCUCGCAUGGAGGAGGGUUGAGUACACAAGAAGCUGCCUGGCAUGGAGUUCCUGUUGUUGCUGUUCCAUUUUUCCUUGACCAAACUACUAACUCGUACAACUCAAUAAUGGCUGGUGUUGCGACGCAUGUAGAUGUUAGGAAGAUGACUACCGAAGAUUUAGAGACGGCACUUCGAACAGUUCUAGAAGAUCCAUCUUACGCUGAACGAAUGAAAGUGCGCUCAUUCCGGUUUAAAACACGCCCAAUGAAACCCUUGGAAACGGCACUUUGGUGGAUUGAUUAUGUUCUUAAAGACCCAAACCCGACACAUCUACGUUCACCUGUGAUCGGCUUAGGUUACUUCAAGGCGAAUUCAUAUGAUAUAAUCCUAUGCGCUUUGGUCCUUUUGCUCAGUAUUUGUUAUAUCAUUCGAUAUUCUGUUAUUGUUUUCUGUAAGUGGCUAAAUUCCACACGCUCGACACAAAAAAUUAAAUUAAACUGAAUAAAAGCAAUUCUGACAAAGAGAA
Molecule: messenger RNA, 3184 nt
Organism: Hermetia illucens (black soldier fly)
Lineage: Eukaryota; Metazoa; Arthropoda; Insecta; Diptera; Stratiomyidae
Product: UDP-glycosyltransferase UGT5-like
Exons: 9
Coding region: 133-3159 (1008 amino acids)
Molecular function (GO): UDP-glycosyltransferase activity
Source: RefSeq, a predicted model, not a curated record